CCCGGCUUUGUUUCUGACCCCCGACCUUUUUUUAAUAUCCUUGCCCCAACCCAAACAAACCCGCCCGCCGAGGGAUUCAAGGUUGCCCUCCCUGCGAGCUUCGGACUCGACUUUGGACGACGGCCGUCACAAACCUCGACACAUCUUUCUGCACCGCAGGGCGGUUACGGACACAGAUCCCAACCCGUUCUUUCAACAUCUUCUCCCGAGGAGAGGACCACCACACCACAACGCUAGAAAUAGUCCAUCCGACUGGGCCUCCCUGUCCUGACGUCGUCUGGUCCACCAACGCAUGAGCUUGCCGAUCACCGACAACAUUACCACCGUCGAAGCUUCCUGGCCCCCUUCCAUCGGCUGAACAGCCCCAACGCGAUCAUCCAUAUAUCCUUUCUCUCCCCACCUCGGUCACCUCCAAAUAGAAACAAUGGCUUCCGCGCCCAGACGCAGAAAGGCCAUCGGUCAACGUCGCAGGGUUGAGGACGAGGGUGAAGAGGAGGGCCCUGACACCUUGGACCUCGACGACGACUCGGUGACAGAAGCCUCCAUCGCAAGCGAUGACCACGACCUCGCUGAUAACGACAGCGAUACUAGCAACGUCGAUGAGGUUUCACCCUCCUCCCCCAAACUUCACAAGCACGUCGGCAAUGGCGCCGCAAAAGCUGGAACGAGACGCCGUGCGAGCGACACAGCUGUCAACAAGUCUGGCGAGAAGCCAACCGUGACGGAUACGGAAAUCAUGCUACAUGGACUGUCACUAGCCGACAGGGAUGGCGAGGUUGAGGAAGUCGACUUCGAUCAAGUUCAGCAUGAUGACCAUUCUGAGAAAGGCCCUACUGUUAAGGACCCCGCGGCGCCUGUCGUCGUGAGCUCGAACUCUGUCGCAAAGCAGUCGCGCGUCCUCCCACACGAACAGAAACGGCGGUCGGAACAUGAAGAAUACCGGCGGAAGAGGGACGAAGACCCAACCUUUGUGCCCAACCGGGGUGCUUUCUUCUUACACGAUCAUCGACAUGCUGGACCUGCCGCGAACGGCUUCCGCCCAUUUACUCGACCGGGCCGUGGAAGGGGUGGUGGACGAGGUGGUGGGCUUGUGGGUCCCUUCACUUCUGUAAACCCUCCUAACAACCCCUCCGAUCCCACGACGAGCGGCCAGUGGGCUCACGAUAUGCACGAAGAGGUCGCCGCCCCUCGCCCUCAGCGACAGCAGCCACCCAGGUAUAUACCUAACGAUGAAGGCCCUCCGAACGGAAACGGCGUCAUACACAACGCGCCACUGAGCAACACCCAUAUCAACCGGGCCAUGUCCUGCGUCAAGACCCUUGGCAACGUAACCGUCCGGGUCUUCAUCCCCAACAGCAGCCUUGGGCCCAAAAACUUCCCUGGCAUACCCUUGAAACAGUACACAAAACUUCCCGAUCAUCGUCCGCCUCUACGAAGGGAUAAGCCCGUCAGGAUCUCCAUACCAUACCACAAUUUCCCUGUGAUGCCCCGCUAUAUCUUCCCGGCUAGCGAUAGAUCAUUCAUCUUCAUCCCGCGGGCCUUGCGCCCGAACAAUCAGCGCGGUCGUGGCAAGGGACCGCGUUCUGCUUAUGGCUCCAUUGGGGGCUUCUCUCGCAGGACCAGUGUGUUUGGUGGAAGCUUCUACGGCAGCGCCUAUUCACCUAGCAUUGCUAUGAGUCGACGAUCAUCGAUUGGCAGGGACUUUAUGAUGUCGCCAACAGGCUCUGUAAUCUCCCGCCCCCCUCUCCCUGUUGACGCCAACAGACCUGUUGUCCGUCUGCCACCACAUGCACAGCAGCAACCAACCAUGGUCGCAAACCAAAGUAUGCCCAUGGUAGAGCCGUCCAUUAACAACCUCCCACAACCGCACACUCAUCCUCUUCCCCAAAAGCCUGCUUUCCAGGAUAACAGUGGGAACACCAUUCCCAUGUAUCAACCGCGUCCCCAGAAGUCCGUGUCGGUUGAAAACAUUGAGACGCCAGCGCACCCAACGGCCGCUGUGCCUCCAGCUUAUCAACAAGCUUUCCAUCAGCAAGUUCCUCCUCAAUUGGAGUCGCAUGCUCGCAACCCAUCCUAUCAGUCCCAGGUUUCGACGACUCCACUUUCGCAAAUUCCCGAGCGAGCUAUCCACGCCGCUCCGUUCCAGCCCAACAACUUCUCACAGGCUGGCUUCUAUGCCCAACCAGUACAGAUGAUGCCUCCCCAGCAGGGAUACUACUAUCCUCAGGGAAUGGGCACCGAUAUGCAGCCGAAUGCAACGGCGCCUGCUUUUAUCCCAGGAGUUCAGAUGUCUCAGCCUAUGGCCUAUACAACUUCUGGCCAAGUCGACCCAGUAACUGCAGCAAAUGCGCAGGCUGGGCAGAACGGCGGCCAACAAGGUCCCGUCGCCCAAGAAAUCAAUGGCAUGGUGUACUAUUAUGAUCCGAACACGCUUCCUGCCAUGGUUACAUACCCUCAGUAUCCAGCUGCAGGACCGAGCUACGGAGCUCCUGGCGUUGUUGGAAUGGGUGGCAUGAUGGCUCCCGGACCAGAUGCCUUCUAUUAUCAGCAGCCAGUUCAACCCGGGAUGGUAUACUAUGCUCAAUAGCGUAACGCAUGUUGGUAUGGUAUAGCUGAUCGGGCCAACAAGAGGAUGGAUGAUAUGAGUGGGAAGGGCUGCGAGGAUACCUGUCUGGUCAUGGUUGAUCGCGCGCUAUCAAGAGGAGGAAUCUCGGGCGAUUGCAUUGCCAUCUGAGUAACCACAGUCGUACCCCGUGGAUGGGCAUGGGGAAU
Messenger RNA from Neurospora tetraspora, 2772 nucleotides. RefSeq names its product CASC3/Barentsz eIF4AIII binding-domain-containing protein. The record is from RefSeq and is a predicted model, not a curated record. The transcript is spliced from 2 exons. Gene Ontology annotation, cellular component: exon-exon junction complex. Gene Ontology annotation, biological process: mRNA processing. Lineage: Eukaryota; Fungi; Ascomycota; Sordariomycetes; Sordariales; Sordariaceae. Gene Ontology annotation, molecular function: mRNA binding. Bases 425 to 2587 code for a protein of 720 amino acids.